Molecule: messenger RNA, 594 nt
Organism: Saccostrea cuccullata (small rock oyster)
Lineage: Eukaryota; Metazoa; Mollusca; Bivalvia; Ostreida; Ostreidae
Product: complement C1q-like protein 3
Exons: 2
Coding region: 1-594 (197 amino acids)
Molecular function (GO): protein binding
Source: RefSeq, a predicted model, not a curated record
AUGUUGGCAUAUUUUCAAGUAUUGUUGUUGAUACUACAUUUUGUGAAUAAUUAUCACCCUGUGUCAGGAGGGACACUGUCUAACACACGGAAAAAUCUUGACUCCAUAAAGUCCUUGAUCUACAGAAAUGCUAAGGCUACAGUUACAUUGGACUCUACAGCUCUGAAGGAACUGGUCAAACUCUCAACAUCAGAUUCGCCAAAACCAACGAGGGGGGUCAGUUUCUCUGUUCAUGUUAGGACCAAUGCUCUGACAGUUGGAAAAGGACAGACUGUUAAAUACGAUGCGAUUCUGACAAACGAUGGCAAUGGAUAUGAUGACAGAACAGGAGUAUUCGUGUGUCCAGUGGCGGGAACUUACAUGUUCGUUGUUGAUACUCUCUGCUAUUUAGAUACUUAUCUUGCCAUAAAAGUAAACAAGAAAGCUGUGGCAUUUGUACAUAAGGCAGCUCAUCAGAAUGUUUGGAGUCAGAUUAGCAGAACUGUGAUAGUAAAAUUGAAACGUGGUGACCAUGUCAAAGUUGAAAAUGUAGGUGGAAGAACGUCAAUAAAUAACAAUGGAUAUUCUGGAUUUACAGGAACAUUGCUUUACUAA